AAAUUACAAAAUAGUUGAAUAUGAAAAUGAAGAAAUAUAUUAGUAAAAUUGCCACAGUUUUGGGGUACACUAUUCAAUACGGUUGUAUAACACAUUGCAUUUGUGAAUAUGUCGGAGAUUUUGUUAUUUGCAGCGGACCUUCAAUGGAACCAACAUUAUUAUCAAACAAUAUAUUGUUCACUGAACACAUUAGUCCGAAAAUGAAUUUGUUGAAAAAGGGGGACAUUGUUAUUGCAAAAUCUCCAUCAAACCCUAAGCAAUACAUUUGCAAAAGAAUAAUUGGGUUGCCUGGUGAUGUCAUUUAUCAUCCUGCAUACGUAGGAUCUGAAAAUAAUGAAAUUAUACCUCGUGGUCACGUUUGGUUAGAAGGAGAUAACUAUAAAAACUCUUCAGAUUCAAGAAAAUAUGGACCUGUUCCUUUAGGAUUAAUUAGAAGCCGUGCUGUUUUUCGAAUAUGGCCAUUUCAGGACAUCAAAUAUUUAAAACCUUAAUUUGUUGAUAGUCUAUCUUUUAAUAGAAAGUUUAUG
Ctenocephalides felis (cat flea) is the source of this 527-nucleotide messenger RNA. RefSeq names its product mitochondrial inner membrane protease subunit 1-like. Gene Ontology annotation, molecular function: serine-type endopeptidase activity. The coding region runs from base 21 to 491 and encodes 156 amino acids. The transcript is spliced from 2 exons. Gene Ontology annotation, cellular component: mitochondrial inner membrane peptidase complex; membrane. Lineage: Eukaryota; Metazoa; Arthropoda; Insecta; Siphonaptera; Pulicidae. The record is from RefSeq and is a predicted model, not a curated record.